AUGGCUGACGAUCCCGAAGCCCCCGCGCAUUCGACUACGAGCAACUUGCACAAUGGGACCAGAGCUAAAACUGACGGUCAUGGGAUAGGGAGGAUCUACUUUUAUGCGGUUCUCUUCUUCAUAUGGGCGUUUGGGGUCAUUUCUGUCGGCGUUGGCGCUCAUGCAUGGGUGAAAUCUCAUCAAGAGAAGAGAGCCGUCAAAGCAGCCGUAGUCGCUCCAACGGUCGUCAGCAUCAACACCCAUGAUGUCGACACGGCAGGAAUCGUCGUCACUGUAGCUUGCGGUAUAACAGCCGCCUUCAGCGCCAUAUCCGCACUUCUCCUAUUCCUCAAACACACUCGCUUCUUCCUCGCCCAGUCGAUUGGGCUGUGUCUAUGCGCUAUAUGGAUCUUCGCUGGCCUCGUAGCGUUCGACUUUUACUUCCACACGCGCAGCGCUCGUGUGACGGCUACGGUUGGAGGAAUAGCGGUGCCUCAGGCUAUAAUAAAUUCGGUGGAGAAACAACUUGGCGUUACGGGUGUGUAUAAUCAGCUAGAGUAUCUGAGGCUGGUGGCUAUCAUCCCGUGGUUCACCCUCCUUUUCACCAUCAUCGGAUCGAUCAUUUUCGCUGUCUCCGCCGGUAAGACGGACACCCGAGCUCCUUCGAAAUCUCCUGCCCCACUCAGCUAUACCGUUGAUGAUGAUGGGGAGAAGGAAAAGGAGUUGAGUCCUAUUGAACCCUAG
Molecule: messenger RNA, 723 nt
Organism: Laccaria bicolor S238N-H82
Lineage: Eukaryota; Fungi; Basidiomycota; Agaricomycetes; Agaricales; Hydnangiaceae
Exons: 4
Coding region: 1-723 (240 amino acids)
Source: RefSeq, a predicted model, not a curated record